GGCCCUGACUCCGACUUGACUGUGGAAGAAGCUUUGGAAUACUUUGCAGGUGAAGCAGCAGCCGCCACGCCUUUGGAUUUGAUGCCUCUGCACUUAGAGGCAGCUCUUCAGCACUGCUACCUGAAAUUGCUGGAAGAGUAUGUGGACUUGUACAGCGGGCGACUCGGCCGCAUCCGCUUGAACGACUACAUCCUCCCGUUGCGAGCGGACUACACACCAGAGCACGCGCGACCAUACAGCGUCCCCCGCAGCCAAGAAGAUGCGGCCCGCCGCGAGAUGCAGCGGCUACUUGAGCUCGAUGUGAUCGAGCAGAUCUACGGCCCGGAGUCUUCUGCGCCAGCUUUCUUUCUCGUGAAACCUGACGGAUCUCUUCGCUUAUUAGUCGACUUCCGCCAGUUGAACAAGUACCUGCGCAGAUCUCCGUAUUACGUACCGAAAAUCCGCGAAAUACUGCUGAGACUGGGCAACGCCAAGUGCAUGAGCACUCUGGAUGCGAACAUGGGCUACUUCGCGAGGCGGCUGGCGAGGCAAAGUCGCCCAGCCACGGCAUUCUGCCUGCCGUUUGGCAAAUUUCAGUUCAAGAGGCUCCCGAUGGGCAUUUCGACAGCCCCAGACGAGUAUCAAGCCUGCAUGGAACGAUCGUGUUCGAGCGCCUGCAGCAAUACGAUGUGACCCUCAACGCAAAGAAGUGUCACAUUCUUCGCGAUCGGGUUGACUACCUGGGCUUCACCCUAGCAGCGGACGGCAUCCAGCCCCAGACGAAGAAGGUACAAGCCAUCCAGCAGAUCGCCGAACCCCGCAACAAGAAGGAGUUGCGUCGCUUCCUGGGUAUGAUCGCGUACUACAGAGAAACGGUCCCGAACAAGUCGGCGUUGACAGCCCGACUCAACCGCCUGACGUCAAAGAAUGUCCCGUUCACCUGGACGCCAGAGGAUGCUGCAGCCUUUCUAGAGAUCAAGACGGCGCUGGCUCGCAAUAUAUGGCUAGCAUUUCCUGAUUACAGCCGUCCUUUUCACGUGUUCGCGGACGCGAGCGGCCAGCAGAUUAGGUGUCAUCCUCCAGGGCAAGCGGAUCAUCGCGUGCUUCUCUCGCUCAAUGACAGACACACAGCGGAAGUAUUCCACGAUGGAGUGGGAGUUGCUCUCCGUUGUGGAAAUACUAAAAGAAUAUCGCACAAUGUUGCUGGGAUUUCCUGUGGUGGUGCAUACGGAUCACAAGAACCUCCUGUUUCCACGCGAAAACCCUCUGCGAGUCAAGCGUUGGAAGCUGAUCCUCGAAGAGUAUCGCUUGCAGGUUGAGUACGUUCCAGGCAAGCAAAACGUGGGUGCUGACGCGUUCUCCCGACUCCGCUACGACUUCGUGAAGCAGAUCGCCGAAGAGGAACUUUUCGUAGUUGAAGAAGAAGAAGUAGCAAUUGAUGGCGUCGUCAUGACGAAGCACCAGCUUCAAGAUGCUACCUGCAAGAAAGUGAUUGCACGACUGGAGAAAAAUGAAGCGGAUCCUGAUUAUUCACUUCGUCCUGCGCUGGGCGUCGUGCUACUUCACCAUCGGAAACGUGUCGUAGUGCCGGAGACGCUGCGUCGUAGUAUCGUGGAGCUCUACCGCUGAAAAGCAGUAUCAGUCGAUGAGCACAUUCUGGUGGCCUGGUAUGCAGACAGCGGUGGAGAAGUACGUCAAAGAUUGCGUGGACUGCAAAAAGGCAAAGCUGCACGGUGGGAAGCAACAGUAUGGACACCUGCCACCAACUCCUGCAUCCAACACCGAUCGCCCAUUCGACGUCGUUCACGCGGAUUUGGUGGGGCCAUUUACUGGGGGCUUCUACUGCUUGACGGUGAUUGAACAGCAAUUUCGCUGGUUAGAGGUCCUGAUGCAGCGCGACAAGACCUCGGCAACUACGGCUUUGAGCUUUGAGCGCGUGUGGCUCUGCCGUUAUCCUCGCCCAAAACUGGUCGUGCAUGACCAAGGACCUGAAUUCACGGGAGACGAGUUCCAGCUGCUAUUGACCUCGAUGGCGAUCAAGGACAAACCGAUCACCGCAAAGAACCCGCAGGCCAACGCGAUCUGCGAGCGCGUGCACUUGGAAAUUAUGAACAUCAUUCGCGUACGCCCGGACCUGCAUGAUCAGCUGGAAGUCGCCCUCGACUAUGCUGCCUACGCCAUAAGGGCCAGCUAUCACUCCGUACUUCGAGCUUCCCCCGCUCAAUUGAUGUUUGGCGAGGACAUGAUCACGCGCGAGUUGCAUUUCGCCAACUGGAACUUCCUCUCAAAGCAGCGAUUCAUGGCCAUCAUGCAGGACAACGAUCGUGAAAAUAUGCGGCGACUGCAGCACUUCUAUCGUGUAGGUGACAACGUCAUGCUCCGUGUCCCUGCUCGUGAAAGGAAGAAAACCGACCCAGUCGCCAAGGGCCCGUUCGUCGUGAAGGCCGUCUACGACAACGGCAAUGUGCUCCUCGACACUGGAUCAAGCGAGUACCGAGUCAACAUCAGGCGAAUCUUCCCGUGUUGAUUUAACAGCACUGACAUCCUGGCAUGAGGGAGAAUGACAACUCCUUCUGCACCCUGUCGACACUAGCGCCUGUCCUCCCUGGCGUAAGGGUUGACUUCAUCUGAGUUUCGUUCUGGGUUCGUUUGAACCCUUGCUUUGGGUACACACGGUGCCUUCAAGGCGCUACAUGAGUAGUCUAGCUGCUAGGAGAUGCCAGGAGUAACUUCAUUCAAUCAAUCAGUUCUCAAUUCGACUCACAGGACUCAAGCAGCUUGGCACAGCUGCUUGAGGCUGGACUGCAGCAGCGUCAGCGUUCGCGACGUAGGCUCCGUCGGCUCAGGCAUUUUGCGUCUGGAACGGGCGACGAACUUCUCGGGCGUCAACCGGAGCGCAUACAUGACCACCAUUGUGGCCGAGAACACGCCGUGGAACCAGACGCCGUUGGUGGUGACGUACGAGGCGUAGGACUGCUCGGCUGGCGGCUUCCCGGACGCGACGUUGCCCAGAGUGUAGACGAACCCGGACAGCCAGCCCACGAGGAUGCUCAAGCCUGCGUUGCGCAGCACUCGGAUGAGCGUCAAGCCCGCGGUGCAGCCAUGUUGGCGCUGACGGUCAGAGAGCAAUACCGACGACAUGGAGCGGCUCAGCGAGAGCGUCUUCGUCAACAUUGAGCUGAUGAACUGGAGACUGCAGACUGCGCACUGGGUCAGGUGACGAAAUGGACGCAGGUCAAUGGGCAAUGUCAAGUUUAACGGAUGCCAAAGCUGAAGCUGUCUGGACGGAGAGAUUAGAUCACACCGCAACGCAUCGCAAUUCGCCGCAACUUGACCCCCCAAUAGACUGUGGGGCAAAUAAGCCAAGUACCUAAAAAAGCAUCAGCAAGUUGAAGUAAAACCUCCAUAAAUGAAUAUUCGACUAAGCCCUCGGAAACGUAUAUAUCAGAUAAUCUCAACCCGCCUCACUAUUGGCCAAAAGUCUGCUCUAAACGCGACACCAUUGGACAACGCGCUUAACCUCCAAAAAUAUCCAUCUGAAAAAAGUAGCCAUCUCCACCCAAGUCAUUUGUAAUUCGAGCAUCAAAUCGAUCAAUGCGACCGUCCCGCAAGCUGCUGCGCGUGCUGACGCUGCUGAGCUUCGGCUGCGGCGUGGCGCUGCUGGGCCUGGCGCUGCACCUGGUGCUGGCCACGAGCUUCGGCGCCAGCGCGGCGGCGCUCGCGGCGCUGGGCGGCUGCGUGGUGCUGCUCUCGGCGCUGGGCUUCGUCGGCGCCGGGCGCGACAAGAGCCGCCUGCUGCUCGUCUACUUCUUCGUGGACUUCCUGCUGGUCACGGGGCUCUUCGUGGCCUGCUACGCCGCCUUCUUCCUGCAGGACGCGCUCGAGUCGUGGGUCAAGCACCACUGGACGGCGCGCGUGCUGGCGGCGCUCCGGGCCGAGGCCUGCUGCGCCUCGUACAGCGACGCGGUGCAGUACCUGGAGCACCGCGUGGCCGUGGUGGGCGCCGUGGGCGUCACGUGCAUGCUGCUGGUGCUCGCCUCCAUGUACUGCGUCGUGCGCAUCGUCACGGUGCCGAUUGUCAUGCGCAGCAUGUUGUCGGUCACGAACGCCGCCUUCUCGCUGCUGGGCACGGGGCUCUUCAUCUUCGGGCUCUCGGUCAAGGUGCACGACGAGAUGACGUCCGGCCAGCGGUGGAUCGGUACGUGCUGGCAACGGUAUUGGUGUAGGGAGUUUAGGGUGCUGAUUGAAAGUGUGGGGUACUGUUUGUAUGUGCAGCGAUCAUCUUCAUCGUUGUCGGCACGCUGAUGGUCGCGCUGUCGGUGCUGGGCAUCAUCGGAUCAAGAGCCAAGAGCCGGUCGCUGCUCCUCAUUGUACGUCGAGAGCUGGUGGCAGGUUGAGGGUGAAUUGGUGCUGACGUUGAAGUUGUUGGGUUUGUUUCGGGCAGUACAUCAUCGGUCUCGGCGGCUGCCUCGUUGCACUCCUGGUGUGCUCAGUGAGCGCCUUCUCGUUCUCGGACCACCUGGCGUCGACGUACAAUUCGCACACGAGCUCUACGUUGGCCUGUGAUAUCGGCCUCACAGGCUGCACCAACUGCACCGACGUAACUUCUGAGAUGAUCCCGUGCGAGGGCGUCAUGCAGACCUCCGACAACCUCUGGGUGUCGUGCAAUGCCACUUCGUCCAGCGGUUCGAACGCCACAUCAGACAGCGGCUGCAUUGAAGACAUGACGCUGCUGAACGCCGAAGCCGACCAGGGCUACGAACAAAACGACGUACGUUGCGGUAUCCAUCACGUAGUUGGCAUGUCAAAAUGACUAACCUUUGUUUC
Molecule: messenger RNA, 4806 nt
Organism: Phytophthora sojae
Lineage: Eukaryota; Oomycota; Peronosporomycetes; Peronosporales; Peronosporaceae
Exons: 1
Coding region: 3574-4284 (236 amino acids)
Cellular component (GO): membrane
Source: RefSeq, a predicted model, not a curated record